Protobothrops mucrosquamatus (brown spotted pit viper) is the source of this 14923-nucleotide messenger RNA. RefSeq names its product baculoviral IAP repeat containing 6 (gene BIRC6). NCBI's taxonomy places the organism in Eukaryota, Metazoa, Chordata, Lepidosauria, Squamata, Viperidae. Gene Ontology annotation, cellular component: nucleus. The transcript has 74 exons. Gene Ontology annotation, biological process: apoptotic process; negative regulation of apoptotic process; regulation of cytokinesis. The coding region runs from base 1 to 14421 and encodes 4806 amino acids. The record is from RefSeq and is a predicted model, not a curated record. Gene Ontology annotation, molecular function: ubiquitin conjugating enzyme activity; cysteine-type endopeptidase inhibitor activity.
AUGGCGGCGGAGGAGGCCGGGGGAGCGUCUUGUUCCUCGGGGCCGGCGUCGACCGGGCCGGGUCCGGGUCCAGGGCCGGGUCCGGGUCCAGGGCCGGGUCCAAGCCCCUGCGAGUGGUUGCUGCUGCGGGACGGCUGCCUGCGUUGCGACGCCGACGGGCUUUGCAGCCUGUGUUACCACCCGGCGCUCAACGCCAUCCUGGCCGUGACCGCCCGCGGCGCCAUCAAAGUCAUCGACGGCACCUCGGGAGCUACGCUGCAGGCGUCGGCGCUCAACGCUAAGCCAGGUGGUCGAGUGAAAUGUCAGUACAUUUCUGCAGUGGAUAAAGUCAUCUUUGUGGAUGAUUAUGCAGUUGGAUGUAGGAAGGAUCUAAAUGGCAUCUUGUUGUUGGACACAGCUCUGCAAACUCCUGUUUCUAAACAAGAUGACAUAGUUCAGCUGGAAUUGCCAGUGACAGAGGCCCAGCAACUGUUGUCUGCUUGCAUAGAGAAGAUAGAUGUGUCAAGCACAGAAGGAUAUGAUUUGUUUCUUGCACAAUUGAAAGAUGGAUUAAAAAAUACCUCACAUGAAACAGCAGCGAACCACAAAGUUGCAAAGUGGGCAACUGUUACGUUCCAUCUCCCUCACCAUGUAUUGAAGUCUGUUGCCAGUGCCAUUGUAAGUGAACUCAAGAAAAUAAAUCAAAACAUUGCUGCCUUACCUGUAGCUUCAUCUGUUAUGGAUAGAUUAUCUUACCUCUUGCCCAGUGCACGACCGGAACUUGGCGUGGGGCCUGGCCGAUCAGUGGAUAGGUCUUUAAUGUAUAGUGAGGCUAACAGACGGGAAACCUUCACUUCAUGGCCUCAUGUAGGUUAUAGGUGGGCACAGCCAGAUCCCAUGGCUCAAGCUGGGUUCUACCAUCAGCCUGCAUCAUCAGGAGAUGACAGAGCCAUGUGUUUUACGUGUAGUGUAUGUUUGGUAUGCUGGGAGCCAACAGAUGAACCUUGGUCUGAACAUGAAAGACAUUCCCCAAACUGCCCAUUUGUGAAAGGUGAACACACGCAGAACGUGCCCCUCUCAGUCACGCUGGCAACAAGUCCAGCACAAUUUCCUUGUACAGAUGGCACAGACAGAAUAGUCUGCUUUGGAUCUGGAAGUUGUCCUCAUUUUUUAGCUGCUGCAACAAAACGAGGAAAGAUCUGUAUAUGGGAUAUUUCAAAACUUAUGAAGGUGCACUUAAAGUUUGAGAUCAAUGCUUAUGAUCCAGUAAUUGUACAGCAACUGGUAUUGUCUGGGGAACAGAGCUCAGGGGUUGAUUCAAGAAGACCAACAAUAACAUGGAUAGAAGAUUCAUCUAGCUGUUCAGAUAUACCAAAAUUAGAAGGAGACAGUGAUGAUUUGCUAGAAGAUUCAGACAGUGAGGAGCAUUCCAGAUCAGAAUCAGUGACUGGACAUACAUCACAAAAGGAAACCAUGGAAGUUAGCCUUGAUGUAACUGCUCUCAGCAUUCUUCAGCAGCCUGAGAAACUUCAGUGGGAAAUAGUUGCAAAUGUACUUGAAGACACAGUGAAAGAUUUAGAAGAACUUGGGGCAAACCCUUGCCUAACUAACUGUAAAAGUGAAAAGAUGAAGGAAAAGCAUCUGGAACACCACAACAUUCCCUUUCCUUGUUUGUUAGCUGGAGGUUUAUUAACAUACAAAUCGCCUGCUACCUCUCCUGUUAGUAGUAAUUCUCAGAGAUCACUGGAUGAUUUAAGCAGGACUCAAGCUGGUAGUAUAUCAGACCUGGGAUCAACUGACAAUGAAUCCUGUACUAAUUCAGAACUGAAUUCUCCUCUGGUAAGGAGGACUUCACCUAUAUUACUGCUUUACAGCAUUAAGGAAUCUGAUGAAAAAGCAGGAAAAAUCUUUUCACAAAUGAACAAUAUCAUGAGUAAAAGUUUACAUGAUGAUGGUUUUACUGUUCCACAAAUCAUAGAGAUGGAGCUGGAUAGUCAGGAGCAAUUGCUAUUGCAAGAUCCUCCUGUGACAUACAUUCAGCAGUUUGCAGACGCAACAGCCAGCUUAACUUCUCCGGACUCUGAGAAGUGGAACUCAAUGGUUCCCAAACCUGGAACUUUGGUUCAGUGCUUAAGACUGCCAAAGUUUGCAGAGGAGGAGAAUUUUUGUGUAGAUUCAAUCACUCCUUGUGCAGAUGGAGUUCAUUUGUUAAUAGGACUGCGGACGUGUCCUGUUGAAUCCCUGAGUGCAAUAAAUCAAGUAGAGGCCUUGAAUAAUUUAAAUAAAUUAAACUCGGCACUAUGUAAUAGAAGGAAAGGAGAAGUAGAACCUAAUCUUACGGUAGUGAAUGGUGCAAAUAUCAGUAUGAUCCAGCAUGAGUCACCAGCAGAUGUACAGACGCCCUUAAUAAUCCAGCCAGAACAACGAAGUGCUAGUGGCGGUUAUCUAGUGCUUUAUAAAAUGAACUAUGCCACUAGGAUUGUGACUCUAGAAGAGGAACCUAUAAAAAUUCAGCAUAUCAAAGACCCCCAGGAUACCAUUACCUCAUUGAUUUUGCUCCCACCAGACAUAUUGGAUAAUAGAGAAGAUGACUGUGAGGAACCUACAGAGGAAAUACAAUUAACUUCUAAGAAUGGCAGCGAGAGAGAAAAAAGAUCGGAAAUCUCUGCUCUUGGGCAUCUAGUAAUAACCACUCAGGGAGGCUAUGUUAAAAUAUUAGAUCUUUCAAACUUUGAAAUCCUGGCCAAAGUGGAGCCACCUAAAAAGGAAGGUACUGAAGAACCAGACAAAUUUGUCUCAGUAAUAUACUGCUCAGGCACUGAUAGACUCUGUGCAUGCACUAGAGGUGGAGAACUUCAUUUUCUCCAGAUUGGAGGAACUUGUGAUGAUGUUGAUGAAGCUGAUAUUCUUGUGGAUGCAUCUCUGUCUAAAGUGACGGAGCAAUUAACAGAAGGCACAAAGCCUUUAUCUAAUCCUUCAAGUCCAGGUAUUACAGGAGUUGAUCUUCUAGUGGACCAGCCAUUCUCACUUGAAACUUUGACGUCUUUAGUAGAGCUUACUCGUUUUGAAACUUUGACACCACGAUUUUCAGCUACAGUUCCACCAUGCUGGGUUGAAGUGCAACAAGAACAGCAGCAAAGGCGACAUCCACAACACUUGCACCAGCAGCAUCAUGGGGAUGCAGCUCAACAUACACGGACUUGGAAAUUGCAAACUGACAGCAACAGCUGGGAUGAACAUGUCUUUGAACUGGUUUUGCCCAAAGCUUGUAUGGUUGGACAUGUGAAUUUCAAAUUUGUUUUGAAUUCAAGUAUCACAAACAUUCCACAGAUUCAAGUGACUUUAUUGAAAAAUAAAGCUCCUGGCUUAGGGAAAGUAAAUGAAGCAGCUGUAGAUAGACAGAUAACUUUUCCUCUGUCACCAGCUCAUAAUGAAGUGGAAAGAAAUGGAAAAACAGGACUGGAUGAUUUGAAUGCAGAAAUGCAAAACAUGGACGUAGAAGAGUCGCAGUGCCUUCGGCUAUGUCCCUUUUUAGAGGAUCAUAAAGAAGAUAUUUUGUGUGGACCUGUAUGGUUGGCUAUUGGACUUGACUUAUCAGGACAUGCUGGAAUGUUGACACUCACAAGUCCAAAGCUUGUAAAAGGCAUGGCAGGUGGCAAAUACCGUUCAUUUUUAAUCCAUGUGAAAGCUGUGAAUGACAGAGUAACAGAAGAAAUCUGCAAUGGAGGAAUCUGGCCUGUUUUAAGGAUACCAUCUCUGAAACCUCAAAAUAACAAGGGACAUUCCCUUGCAUCACUUUUAGCAAAAGUUGCAGCAGGCAAGGAGAAAUCUUCUAAUAAAGCAGAAACCAGUACUUCCUCACGGAAAUCUGACAACCUACGAGGAUGCGAUUUGCUGCAAGAGGUCUCCGUAACGAUUAGAAGAUUUAAAAAAACAUCUAUUUCAAAGGAAAGAGUUCAGAGGUGCGCCAUGUUACAGUUUUCGGAAUUUCAUGAAAGACUUCUUAACAGCCUUUGCAAAAAGGCAGAAGAUGGAGUUGUGACAGAACAUGCUCAAAGUCUUGUAUUAGAUAUCUUAUGUUGGCUAGCAGGAGUUCAAUCCAAUGGACCAGGGAGCUCAAGAGAAACAAAUGAGAGCUUGUUGUCGAAAACAAGGAUGUGUCUUUUCCACAUAAUUCGAGUAUGCUUCUUUGAAGCCGGGCGAAGCAUAGCACAUAAAUGUGCACGGUUUCUAGCUCUUUGCAUAAGUAAUGGGAAAUUUGAACCAAGUCAACAAGGAUUUAGCUCAGUCCUUCUGAAGGCUUUGCUUGGCAAUAUAUCUUAUUUACCUGCAGCUGCAACUGGAGGUUCUGUGUAUUGGUAUUUUGUUUUGCUGAAUUAUGUAAAGGAUGAAGAUUUAGCUGGCUGUAGUACUACGUGUGCUUCCCUGUUAACUGCAGUCUCUAGACAAUUACAGGACCGAUUAACACCCAUGGAAGCACUACUUCAAACAAGGUAUGGGUUAUAUAGUUCACCUUUUGAUCCGGUGCUCUUUGAUUUGGAAAUGAGUGGUUCUUCUUGUAAGAAUAUAUAUAAUAGCAGCAUUGGCGUUCAGUCAGAUGAAAUUGAUUUAUCUGAUGUUCUCUCAGGGAAUGGAAAAAUCAGUAAUUGUACAGCAGCUGAAGGUAGUUUUACUUCCCUCACUGGACUUUUAGAAGUUGAACCUCUACACUUUACUUGUGUUUCAACCAGUGAUGGAACAAGAAUAGAAAGGGACGAUGCAAGUACGUUUACCGUGAGUACCUUUGGGGUUACCCCAGCAGUUGGAGGCCUCUCAUCUGGGACAGUAGGGGAAGCCUCGACAGCCCUGAGUUCAGCAGCCCAGGUAGCUUUGCAGUCUCUCUCUCAUGCAAUGGCCUCAGCCGAGCAGCAGCUCCAGGUGCUUCAAGAGAAACAGCAGCAGCUUUUGAAGCUUCAGCAACAGAAAGCAAAGCUGGAAGCAAAACUACAUCAGACAACAGCAGCAGCUGCUGCCGCAGCAUCAGCAGUUGGUCCUGUUCACAACUCUGUGCCUUCCAACUCAGUAGCAGCCCCAGGGUUCUUCAUUCAUCCGUCGGAUGUCAUCCCACCCACUCCUAAAACAACCCCCCUGUUCAUGACUCCGCCUCUUACGCCACCCAAUGAGGCAGUUUCUGCUGUUAUCAAUGCAGAACUUGCACAGCUUUUUCCGGGUUCAGUCAUUGAUCCUCCUCCAGUUAACCUUUCUGCACACAACAAAAAUGCAAACAAGUCCAAAACGAAUCCACUUGGAACUGGACUUGCUCUUGCAAUAUCUCAUGCUUCACAUUUUCUUCAGCCACCUCCUCAUCAGUCUAUCAUUAUAGAGCGGAUGCAUUCAGGUGCAAGGAGAUUUGUGACAUUAGACUUUGGUAGACCCAUCUUAUUGACAGAUGUAUUGAUUCCAACUUGUGGGGAUUUGGCUUCCUUAUCGAUUGAUAUUUGGACACUCGGUGAAGAAGUUGAUGGAAGAAGGCUAGUUGUUGCUACAGAUAUUAGCACCCAUUCUCUUAUUCUGCACGAUUUAAUACCACCACCAGUUUGCAGAUUCAUGAAGAUUACGGUCAUUGGUCGCUAUGGAAGUACAAAUGCUAGAGCCAAAAUUCCUUUAGGAUUUUACUAUGGACAUACGUACAUCUUGCCUUUAGAGAGCGAGCUGAAGAUUAUGCACGAUCCUUUGCGAGGCGAAGUUGAAUCUGCAAACCAGCCAGAAAUUGAUCAACAUUUAGCUAUGAUGAUUGCACUGCAGGAAGAUAUACAGUGCAGGUAUAAUUUAGCUUGCCAUAGACUUGAAACACUCCUGCAAAGCAUUGACCUUCCACCACUGAACAGUGCUAAUAAUGCUCAGUAUUUUUUACGCAAGCCAGAUAAGGCAGUGGAGGAAGACAGCCGAGUAUUUUCUGCUUAUCAGGAUUGCAUUCAGCUGCAGCUUCAGUUGAAUUUGGCUCAUCAUGCUGUACAAAGGCUCAGAGUAGCUCUAGGAGCAAGCAGGAAGAUUCUGAAAGAACAGAGUGAUCCUAAAGAACUAAUUCAGAUGUCCUCCACAGAACAGUUGCGCACAAUUAUCCGAUAUCUGUUGGAUACUUUACUUAGUUUACUUCAUUCUUCCAAUGGGCACUCUGUUCCUGUGGUUUUACAAAGUACAUUUAACGCUCAAGCCUGUGAAGAAUUAUUCAAGCACUUGUGUAUUAGUGGGACUCCCAAAAUACGUCUGCACACAGGUCUUUUACUCGUUCAGCUAUGUGGAGGUGAAAGAUGGUGGGGACAGUUUCUCUCAAAUGUCCUGCAGGAAUUGUAUAAUUCAGAGCAACUUCUUAUUUUUCCACAAGACAGGGUCUUCAUGUUGCUUUCUUGCAUUGGUCAAAGAUCACUCAGCAACACUGGUGUCUUAGAAAGUUUGUUGAAUCUCUUGGAUAAUCUCUUGUCUCCUCUUCAGCCUCAAUUACCUCUCCACAGAUGCUCAGAAGGCGUUCUGGACAUUCCUAUGAUUAGCUGGGUUGUAAUGUUGGUAUCUAGACUCUUAGACUAUGUGGCAACAGUGGAAGAUGAAGCAGCUACAUCUAAGAAGCCUUUGAAUGGAAAAGAGAGAGAAAGAUUCUUGACAGGCAAUCAGUGGAGUUUCAUUAACAAUAAUUUACAUACACAGAGCCUCAAUAGAUCUUCAAAAGGCAACAGUAGCUUAGAUAGGUUAUAUUCCAGAAAGAUCAGGAAACAACUUGUUCAUCAUAAACAGCAACUUAACUUAUUAAAAGCAAAACAGAAGGCUUUGGUGGAACAGAUGGAAAAAGAAAAAAUACAAAGCAACAAAGGAUCAUCCUAUAAACUUUUAGUAGAACAGGCAAAACUAAAGCAGGCCACGUCAAAGCACUUUAAGGAUUUGAUACGCUUACGACGGACUGCAGAGUGGCCCCGUUCUACAUUAGACACUGAAGUAUCAACUGCAAAAGAAACUCCAGAAAUUGAGCCCCUUACAUUUACAUUGGCACAUGAACGCUGCAUCUCAGUGGUGCAGAAAUUGGCCCUCUUUCUCUUGUCAAUGGAUUUUACUUGUCAUGCAGAUCUGCUGUUAUUUGUAUGCAAGGUUCUUGCUAGAAUUGCAAAUGCAACAAGGCCUACAAUUCAUUUGUGUGAAAUUGUGAAUGAAGCUCAGUUAGAAAGGCUACUCCUGCUUCUGGUUGGAACAGACUUUAACAGAGGUGAUAUCUCUUGGGGAGGAGCGUGGGCUCAGUAUUCCCUGACAUGUAUGCUGCAAGAUAUUCUAGCAGGAGAACUGUUGGCUCCAAUAGCUGCUGAAGCCAUGGAGGAGGCAGCAGUAGGAGAGGAGGCGGGGACUUCAACUGUAGAUUCAGAUGAUGCUCUUCAGCAGUCUGCAGUUCAGUUAGUGGAAACUAUUGAUGAGCCGUUAGCACAUGACAUUACAGGUACUCCACCUUUGUCAUCUUUGGAAAAAGACAAAGACAUUGAUCUUGAGUUAUUACAAGACCUGAUGGAAGUUGACAUUGAUCCAUUAGAUAUUGAUUUGGAAAAAGAUCCUCUGGCAGCAAAAGUCUUCAAGCCUAUAAGUAGCACCUGGUAUGAUUACUGGGGUGCUGAUUAUGGUACAUACAAUUACAAUCCUUAUAUUGGAGGUGUUGGAAUUUCUGUGGCAAAACCACCAGUUACAACUGAGAAGAAUGGAUCACAGAUUGUGAGUGUAUCAGUCUCUCAGGCUUUAGAUGCACGUUUAGAGGUUGGACUGGAACAUCAAGCAGAACUGAUGCUGAAAAUGAUGUCUACUCUGGAGGCAGAUUCCAUUUUGCAGGCCCUGACCAAUACAUCUCCUACAUGUAAUUUUGCACAGUUAAACCUAAGCAUCUCUGAAUGUUAUGUAGCUCAGUCUCCUGGCGGAACAGAUGAUUCUUUGCUACGUGGGUUGCACACUUCAAAUCAAAACAAUCAGUUUAUUGUCCAGUUGUCCUCCAUUCCAGUGUUAAGUGCAUGCUUCAAUAAACUAUUUUCCAUGCUACAAGUCCAUCAUGUUCAGCUUGAGUCCCUAUUACAGCUAUGGCUCACAUUAAGCCUGAAUUCUGGAACUGCUGGAACUAAAGACAACUGCACUGACAUUUUCUUAUACAAUGCCAACCGGACACCUGUCAUUCCUUUAAAUCAAGCAUCAAUAACUAGCUUCCUGACUGUCUUGGCGUGGUAUCCUAAUACCUUGCUGCGAACAUGGUGCCUUGUACUUCAUAGUUUAACUCUCAUGACAAACAUGCAGUUCAAUUCUGGUUCUAGUAGUGCCAUUACAUCUCAGGAAAGUACUGCCCAGCUAUUGGUAUCAGAUCCUAAUCUUAUUCAUAUUUUAGUGAAGUUUCUUUCUGGAACAAAUCCCCAUGGAACAAAUCAACAUAGUCCACAGGUUGGCCCAACAGCCACCCAAGCUAUGCAAGAAUUUCUUACUCGUUUACAAGUGCAUCUUUCUUCAGCGUGCCCUCAGAUGUUCAGUGAAUUUUUAUUAAAGUUGAUACAUAUUCUUUCAAUUGAGAGGGGUGCUUUCCAGACUGGCCAGGGUCCUCUGGAUGCACAAGUGAAGCUUCUGGAAUUCACACUUGAGCAGAAUUUUGAAGUCGUUUCAGUGAGCACCAUUUCUGCCGUUAUUGAAUCCAUCACAUUUCUAGUGCACCAUUACAUUACGUGUACCGACAAAGUAAUGUCUCGUAGUGGUUCCGACAGUUCAGUGGGCGCGCGAGCCUGUUUUGGAGGACUCUUUGCUAAUAUCAUCCGGCCAGGGGAUGCCAAAGCAGUCUGUGGAGAGAUGACCAGGGAUCAGCUCAUGUUUGAUUUGCUCAAGUUGGUCAAUAUCCUGGUUCAGCUGCCUCUUUCAAGCAACAGAGAAUAUAGUGCUCGGGCUCAGAUGGCCAGCAGCACCACGGACAGUGUUUCUGAUGAAGAAAAGGUUUCUGGUGGAAAAGAUAGCAAUGGAAACAGUGGGAGUACUCAAGGCUCAACUAUCUAUGUAGCUGACCUAGUCUUAGCAAACCAACAAAUUAUGAGCCAGAUUCUGUCUGCUCUGGGCCAAUGUAACAGCAGUGCUAUGGCAAUGAUAAUUGGUGCCAGUGGUUUACAUCUUACAAAACAUGAGAAUUUUCAUGGAGGAUUGGAUGCCAUAUCAGUUGGAGAUGGAUUGUUUACUAUCCUAACAACACUCAGUAAAAAAGCUACAACUGUGCAAGUGAUGCUUCAGCCAAUUCUUACCUACAUGGCCUGUGGGUAUAUGGGAAGACAAGGUUCUCUUGCCACUUGCCAGUUGUCUGAACCUUUGUUAUGGUUCAUUUUAAGAGUACUGGAUACCAGUGAGGCACUGAAAGCUUUUCAUGAUAUGGGAGGUGUUCAGCUCAUUUGCAAUAACAUGGUGACCAGUACCAGAGCCAUUGUAAACACAGCGAGAAGCAUGGUUUCAACUAUUAUGAAAUUUUUAGACUCUGGCCCUAGCAAGGCAACAGAUGGUACUUUGAAAGCAAGAGUACUAGCUUCUGAGCCUGAUAACGCAGAAGGAAUCCACAAUUUUGCACCAUUGGGCUCAAUUACGUCAAGUAGUCCUACAGCCCAGCCUGCUGAAGUAUUGCUGCAGGCAACUCCACCACAUCGAAGGGCUCGAUCUGCCGCUUGGUCUUACAUCUUUCUACCUGAGGAAGCCUGGUGUGACCUUACAAUUCAUCUCCCUGCUGCAGUGUUGCUAAAAGAAAUACAUAUUCAGCCACACCUUGCCUCUCUUGCAACAUGCCCUUCUUCGGUAUCUGUUGAAAUAAGUGCAGAUGGGGUGAAUAUGUUACCUUUGUCAACACCUGUUAUCACAAGUGGUCUUACCUACAUAAAAAUACAGCUUGUGAAAGCUGAAGUUGCCUCAGCUGUGUGUCUUCGCCUUCAUCGCCCACGGGAUGCUAGCACGUUAGGACUAUCUCAGAUUAAACUACUUGGACUCACUGCCUUUGGUAAUACUUCCUCUGCAACAGUCAAUAAUCCAUUCCUUCCUUCUGAAGACCAGGUAUCUAAAACAAGCAUUGGAUGGUUAAGGCUGUUGCACCAUUGCCUCACUCACAUAAGUGAUUUAGAAGGAAUGAUGGCUAGUGCUGCAGCACCUACUGCCAACCUCUUGCAGACAUGUGCUGCUCUACUGAUGUCACCAUAUUGUGGCAUGCAUUCUCCAAAUAUUGAGGCUGUGCUUGUAAAAAUUGGACUUCAGUCCACUAAAAUUGGCCUCAAAUUAAUUGACAUUCUUUUAAGAAAUUGUUCUGCCUCUGGGAGUGACCCUACAGAUUUGAACAGCCCCUUGCUUUUUGGAAGAUUGAAUGGCCUGUCUUCUGACUCCACAAUUGACAUUCUCUAUCAGCUUGGGACGACUCAGGACCCUGGAACAAAAGAAAGAAUUCAAGCGUUGUUGAAAUGGGUCAGUGAUUCUGCAAGAGUUGCAGCCAUGAAAAAAAGUGGCCGAGUUAACUACGUCUGUCCAAACAGUUCUACAAGAGAAUAUGGUCUUCUCAUGCCAUCUCCUUCACAUUUGCAUUGCGUAGCAGCAAUUUUAUGGCAUAGCUAUGAAUUGCUUGUAGACUAUGACUUGCCAGCAUUGUUGAACAGAGACCUUUUUGAGUCUCUGUUUAAUUGGUCCAUGUCUCUUCCGUGCAAUGUGGUUUUGAAGAAAGCUGUUGACAGUCUCCUUUGUUCUAUGUGCCAUAUUCAUCCAAAUUAUUUUUCCUUACUCAUGGGGUGGAUGGGUAUUACUCCUCCCCCUAUCCAGUUGCAACAUAGACUGUCUAUGACAGACGACAGCAAAAAACAGGAUCUUACUUCGUCUUUAACAGAUGACUCUAAAAAUGCACAAGCACCCCUUGCACUAACUGAAUCGCACUUGGCCACUCUUGCUGCCUCAUCACAGUCCCCUGAAGCUAUUAAACAACUAUUGGACUCAGGGUUGCCCUCCCUCCUUGUAAGAAGCCUUGCAAACUUUUGCUUUAACCAUACUUCUGCCUCUGAUUUCAGUGCUCCAUCAACCGAUAAUUCCCAAGACAGGAUCAGAAGGCAUCACGUUCCACAGCACUUUCAUAAAAUGCCUAUAACAGCAGAUUUAGUUGCCCCUGUUCUCAGAUUCUUGACAGAAGUUGGAAACAGCAACCUUAUGAAGGACUGGUUAGGUGGCUCUGAAGUCAAUCCACUAUGGACAGCACUUUUAUUUCUACUCUGCCAUUCUGGUGCUACUUCUGGAGGACAUGCUACAGCACCACAACAGAAUAGUGCUAGACCUACUUUGGUUCUUUGUGAACUUUUCCAUUCCUCUCCUCAAAGAAGCAAUCUCCCAACAUCUGGAAAUAUUUCAGGGUUUAUUAGAAGGCUUUUUUUGCAGCUGAUGCUAGAGGAUGAGAAAGUGACAAUGUUUCUUCAGUCACCUUGCCCAUUGUAUAAAGGAAGAAUCAAUGCUACCAGCCACAUAAUUCAACAUCCAAUGUAUGGGGCAGGACACAAGUUCCGUACUCUUCUUUUGCCAGUCUCGACAACACUGGCAGAGGUUCUUGAUCGAGUAUCAGAUACUCCUAGCAUCACAGCAAAAUUAAUUAGUGAACAAAAAGAAGACAAGGAAAAAAAGAAUUACGAAGAAAAAGAGAAAGUUAAAGCAGACAGCGGGUUUCAGGACAAUUACAGUGUUGUUGUUGCAUCUGGUUUGAAAUCUCAGUCAAAAAGGGCUGUAUCGUCCACCCCACCUCGUCCACCUUCAAGACGAGGGAGAGUGGUGACAGAUAAAGUAGGCAGCUCUGCCACAGGAAAUGAUUCUUCCAGCAAAACUAUUAGUGUUCCUGUUUUUCACCUAUAUCAUAAGCUGCUACCAGGUCAACCGCUGCCACCUGAGAUGACCCUUGCCCAGCUUUUGACUCUGUUGUAUGACCGCAAGCUUCCUCAAGGAUACCGAUCUAUAGACUUGGCAGUUAAGCUUGGCUCGAAAGUCAUCUCGGACCCCAGUCUUUCAAAAACAGAUUCAUUCAAGCGCCUACAUACUGAAAAAGAGCAUGCAGAUUUAUUGGGACCUUGCCCUGAAGAUGAAGCAGUCACACCGGUUGAAGAAUGCAUGGAUACAGUGCUGGAUGAAUCUUUUCUUGAUACUUGCCCGCUCCAGUCCCCAUUGCAAGUUUUUGCUGGGAUGGGUGGGUUGGCCCUCAUUGCAGAAAGACUUCCUAUGCUUUACCCAGAUGUGAUUCAACAAGUGAGUGCUCCGGUUGUUACAUCCACCACCCAGGAGAAGCAGAAGGACAGUGAUCAGUUUGAAUGGGUUACCAUUGAACAGUCAGGAGAACUGGUCUAUGAAGCCCCAGAAACAAUUGCAGCAGAACCGCCACCAAUCAAAUCGGCAGUCCAAACUAUGUCUCCCGUACCUGCUCAUUCUUUGGCUGCUUUUGGAUUAUUUCUUCGUCACAUUCUCCAGUCUCCUUCAGCUAAUGUGCUUCCAACUCUUCCAUUUCACGUGCUGCGCAGCUUGUUCAGCACUACGCCUUUGACUACUGAUGAUGGAGUACUUCUUAGGAGAAUGGCCCUGGAAAUUGGUGCAGUUCACCUUAUUCUUGCUUGUUUGUCUGCUCUUAGCCACCACGCUCCAAGAAUUCCCAAUUCUGGUUCCAACCAAACAGAGGUGUCAAGCACACACAAUAGUGCAUCAACAGAAGAACAGCAACUUUACUGGGCUAAAGGCACUGGAUUUGGAACUGGUUCUACUGCUUCAGGAUGGGAUGUGGAACAAGCUCUAACUAAACAAAGACUGGAAGAAGAGCAUGUCACAUGUCUUUUACAGGUUCUAGCUAGCUACAUAAAUCCUGCAGGCAGCAUAUCAAAUGGAGAUAUCCAGUCCAGCCAUGAAAGUAGAGGACAGAACAGCAGUGCCCUUCCAUCAGUUUUGCUAGAGCUACUUAGUCAAUCAUGUCUUAUUCCAGCAAUGUCAUCUUACCUCCGCAAUGAUUCAGUUUUGGAUAUGGCAAGGCAUGUCCCCCUCUAUAGAGCUCUUUUGGAACUUCUCCGAGCUAUUGCUUCGUGCAUAUCUAUGGUACCAUUGUUGCUUCCUCUGACUGGAGAAAAUGGAGAAGAGGAAGAAGAACACUUAGAAUCCCAAGCUUCGGUUGGAACUCUGUUAGCCAAAAUGAAGACAUGUGUGGAUACUUACACCAAUCGAUUGAGAUCAAAAAAAGACAAGUCAAAAACUGGAGUAAAGUCAGAUACUUCAGAUCAAGAACCAGAGGGGCUGACUCUUUUGGUGCCAGAUAUCCAAAGGACUGCUGAAAUCGUUUACGCUGCAACAACAAGUUUGCGUCAAGCUAAUCAAGAGAGAAAAUUGGCUGAAUCCUCUAAAAAAGCUGCAAUGAAACCCAAGCCAUUGGCAAUUUUAAGAUCUCUUGAAGAGAAAUAUGUAGCUGUAAUGAAAAAACUCCAGUUUGAUACUUUUGAGAUGGUUUCUGAAGAUGAUGAUGGAAAACUUGUGUUUAAAGUAAAUUACCACUACAUAUCUCAGGUCAAAAACGCCACUGAUGCAAACAGUGCUGCUAGAGCCCGACGUCUUGCUCAAGAAGCUGUAACGCUUUCUACAUCACUGCCACUCUCUUCAUCAUCCAGUGUCUUUGUCCGCUGUGAUGAGGAGAGACUAGAUAUCAUGAAGGUUUUGAUAACUGGCCCAGCAGACACACCUUAUGCAAAUGGCUGUUUUGAAUUUGAUGUAUAUUUUCCACAAGACUAUCCUAACUCACCUCCACUUGUCAACCUGGAAACAACUGGAGGGCAUAGCGUGAGAUUCAAUCCAAACCUAUACAACGAUGGCAAGGUUUGUUUAAGUAUACUCAAUACUUGGCAUGGAAGACCAGAAGAGAAGUGGAAUACUCAGACAUCGAGCUUUUUACAAGUACUGGUCUCUGUGCAAUCGCUCAUUUUAGUUGCAGAGCCCUAUUUCAAUGAACCAGGCUAUGAAAGAUCUAGAGGAACUCCAAGUGGCACGCAGAGUUCCAGAGAAUAUGAUGGAAAUAUACGGCAAGCAACAGUUAAAUGGGCAAUGCUUGAACAAAUCAGAAAUCCUUCCCCAUGUUUUAAAGAGGUUAUACAUAAACACUUCUACUUGAAGAGGAUAGAGAUAAUGGCUCAGUGUGAGGAGUGGAUAGCAGAUAUACAGCAGUACAGCAGUGAUAAACGGGUAGGCAGGACUAUGUCCCAUCAUGCUGCAGCUCUAAAGCGUCACACAGCUCAGCUGCGGGAAGAGCUUCAGAAACUCCCCUGCCCUGAAGGCUUGGACCCAGAUGUGGAUGAUCCUGACGAGAGAUGCAGUGCCAUGACUAGUAUUGAGGACACUCUCUUACACGAGCAAGUCAAACCAAGCAGCAGUAAAGACCUCCCAAGUGACUUCAAAUUAUGAGCUAUGUUGACAUGGACUUGAUAGACACACAAGGCUUUGAAGCACAAGCCAAAUAUGUCAAUAUUUGUAUCUAAGAAGCUAAUUAUGUAAUAGGUAAAGAAAUUGAAACUCUAAUAUGCCCUUCAGGAUAUACAGUUUAAUUCAAGAUGAUCUUUUAUUUACCUGUACAAGAGUGUAAACUUUUUUGUGCUUUUAUUUUCCAAUUGUGAGAACCACUGAUUGGUAUGUUUAAAAGUUAUGUAUACAAGAAUGGAUAAAUCACUGUUAUAUAAGGGAAGCUACCUUAGGAAAGAAUGUUUACUGAAUGUUUAUUAUUUUUUUUUUACUUGUAGAGUGAGGGCAGUUGUAACAGAAUAUAUAUUGGUCAUUCUUACAGCUACUAUUUAAAGUCAGACAGUUUUCACUGAAUUUGAUAGAUUUUACGUUUGGCCAUAUCUCCAUUCUCAUAUUUGAUUUCUAAAGAGAACCUUCUGUAUACUUCAAUAAAGAUCAAAUGGACAUG